UUGUGUUGUUGCUGAUGAGGGUACGCAAUGUGCAAGUAGCUGGGUAGAACGGAAAAACUAACAACUAUGGAAAGAAGAUCUGUAACUAUGGAAGACGUGGUGAAGCAACAUACCAAAAGAUGUUGUGAAACCUUGGAACCAUUGAACUUAAAAAACUUUAACUUGUAUUGUGAAGAUCGUGCAAGUCAGUCAAAUAUAAGUCAUAAGAUCGUAGAACUGAAUAAACUGGGAAAUACACGCUUUGCUUUUAUAAAUGGUUAUAAAGAUUAUAAGCGAAACUUCCAGGCACUUCAUGGACUCAAAUCAUCUGACAAAUCUGAUUUACAUCAUAUGUUCAAAGAAGAGUUAGAAAAGCAUAUGAUGCAGUCAAGUUUUCUUAACCACCAAAGAAAUGUUCUCAGUUUUUAUUUAACUCAAUUAAAAGACCAAUGUGAGAAAUCUAGCAUCUCCGAUAUAGAAUCUCUAUUAAUGAAAUGCCUCACUGUCUGUAACCUGAUACCACCUGUAUCAGAAAUUAAUUCUUGUGAUGAAGAGCUGGAACAAUAUCAAAAUAUUGCAUCAAUUUUAAGAUGUUGUCAUCAGAAGAAUUUGAACAAUAGUCACAUUGUUACUGAACUCUUGAAAAUGAUAUUGAACAUGCAUUUACUGAAUUCAGAUGAUGCUGGCCGCAUCCGACAUGAAAGUUAUGACAACGGCUUUCUGCAAUAUGUGAUUCAUCAUGCUAAAAAUGAAGGAAUCAAUUUAAACGAUCUUUUAUCUCAGCAUUCUGACAAACUGAACAAAGUAUGGGAUUUUUAUGACCAGUUUUCGAUUCUAAAUGCUAUGGUAAAUGAAGAUAGGGAGAGAAUGCUUUUUCUCUUAAGAUCUGGAGUGCAGAUAUUUCCUCAACAUGAACAGAUGAAAAGCGGUCACAACUUCUCUGACAUAUCCCAAAUCUUGACUCGACCUCAACUCAUGAUUUUGUAUAUUAUGGAAGGAAUACUACAUAAGAACAUGUUUGAUUCUGGAGCUAUCGACACAGUUACAAAAGAGCAAAGAGGGUGUUUUGAAAUUAUAUGUCAAAGAGUUCCAGGCACUAUUUUUCCAACUUCACAUUUCAUGCGAGCACUUGAGGAUGAGCAUGAACAUUUACUUUCACGUGGCAUUGAAAUAGAAGACUGUGAAAAUAGGAGGAGCAAAACAACAAGAUUAGUCAGAAUGUACGUUAAUAAUUUUUAUGAUAUUCCCGUAGCAUGCUACACUAAAAUAUUUAUCAAUUCACAAUCUGUACACAAUAUGCAGUUGUAACACAUUUUAGUG
Messenger RNA from Parasteatoda tepidariorum (common house spider), 1299 nucleotides. RefSeq lists its product as uncharacterized. Lineage: Eukaryota; Metazoa; Arthropoda; Arachnida; Araneae; Theridiidae. The record is from RefSeq and is a predicted model, not a curated record.